UGCGUGAGCGCAUGUACUCCAAAAAACGCGGGAAGCGUAACAGAGCGAAGUCUGGGCUCGAUUAUCUCUCAGUAUCAUGAAUGGAGACGCGAUUGCCGCGGAGACCAACAGUGCCGACGUCAAGGAACAGACCCAUGAUGAAUACCAGUAUCUCAACCUCUUAAGGGAUGUCUUGAAAAAUGGAAAGCGAAAAAACGACAGGACUGGUACAGGGACGUUGUCGGUGUUUGGCAGACAGUGCAGAUAUUCUCUCGCAGAUGGCACAAUGCCGCUGCUCACCACCAAACGAGUAUUCUGGCGUGGAGUGGUCGAGGAGUUGCUCUGGUUUCUAAGAGGGUCCACAGAUGCCAACGAACUUGCGAGGAAUGGGGUGCACAUUUGGGAUGGCAACGGGUCUAGGCAGUUCUUGGACAGCCUCGGCUUCACUCAGCGAGAGGAAGGUGACCUUGGCCCAGUAUAUGGAUUUCAGUGGAGGCAUUUUGGUGCUCCAUACAGAGACAUGAGAACUGACUAUGGAACAGAAGGUGUAGACCAGAUUUCAAAUCUCAUCAACACCAUCAAAAAUAAUCCGGAUGACCGCAGGAUGAUUCUUUGUUCGUGGAACCCAGCAGAUUUGAGCAAAAUGGCACUGCCUCCUUGCCAUUGCCUAGCGCAGUUCUAUGUCAGUGACGAUGAGCUCUCUUGUCAACUCUACCAGCGUUCAGCCGAUGUGGGCUUGGGCGUGCCAUUCAACAUAGCCAGCUAUGCCCUGUUGACGCACAUGAUGGCCAAGGUUACUGGCAAGCGGGCUAGCGAGUUUGUGCACACGUUCGGUGACACACACAUCUAUCUCAACCACGUCGAUGCUCUAAAGAAACAGCUCGAACGGGAACCACGACCUUUUCCGAAACUUGUAAUCAAGCGUGACGUGAAUGACAUCUUUGACUUCAAGUCUUCCGAUUUUGAACUCUGCGAUUACAACCCCCACCCACCUAUCAAGAUGGAAAUGUCGGUGUAGAAUUUACACUGUCAGCUCUGAUUUUUGCAAAGAUGUUUUCUCACUUUAUAUUGACAUGGGGAAAGCUUUUUUUUUUAAUCUGUUAACAUUGUUAGUUUCUUUGUGAUACACAGCUGCAGUCUGUGGACUCCACUUAUAACUUGCACGAGAUGGAUGUGUGUAUUUUAACAAAACGUUGUACACCAAAGACUGCCCAUUAGUUGGCCAUUUUCUAUUAGCAUCACUGGGGUAUGUGGAUCUCAGCAAGAAAAACGGUCAAAAACUGAAGUGAGAGAGAAAAGGCACUGCUGUUUCAAUCGGAAUUAACAUCUUCAGUAAACUUAUCUAUGGCAGUAUUGUUGAACAUGGAGACAUAUAUACAGGACAUUGAUUUCAUUUGUGCUAUAUCUACAGGUACAUCUUCAACAACACUUUUUUCUGUUGGCAGUAACAGGCAAAUCAGUCAUCUUGCGUUUGUUUUUUCUUGCAUUUCCAGUUUUGUUAUUAGUGUACAUAAUUAUCAUAUCGGUAAAUAGCAAACGUCAGGUAUUCUGCUGCAUCAGAAUUGAGGGUCAGCGUUUUAAUACCAUUUUGUGUUUUUUUUUUUGCCAUGCCUUCAUACUACGGCAGACUGUGGUUCAUUCAAUUUCGACGAGCCAGAAAUUGAGGACUGCUAUGCACGUUUAAAAAAGAGCAGGAAAAUUAAAAAAUCAUUCAGCUUUUUCAUAUGAUAAAAAAAAAUGUAUUCACACAAUUCGAUAGCGGCUCCAGGUAUACCACAUAUGCAGUUUUUGUGUGUAUGAAGCAUCUAGCAACGUGAACCAAAACAUAAUGCACUUGGAGCAUAACAAAAAAUGCAAUAUGCUUCCUCCAACCAGGCCCUAGUCAGUCAGCAGGCCUCGCUAGACUAGCUCUUCUGCCAGCCUGUAAUGGCAUCAUGACUAGCACUUCGUGCACGCGUACAAGUUUCUUUAACCCUACAUUCACGCAAAAUACAUAAAAGGAGCCCGUAUAUACAUGCAUGGGCUAAUGAGCAAAAAGACAUUAGGCACUUCUAAUCUUAACAAGAAGAACUUGUGAUUCGCCAAGGUAACCUUCCCAGGCAGCUUUUCACAGCUACCUACCACAGCAUGUUGUCUUCCACGUGUAUUACUGAAUUUAGUAGACUGCUCGUCUUGAAGUACAUGGCUAUCAAAGCUAAUGAAGACAGUGGCCUUGCAAAAACACUGUUUCCACGUCACCCGCAUAUUCGUAGAGGGUACAUAAAGGUUAUUCGCCCUUUUCAAAAGUAAAUGUGCCUACCUCCCACUUUUGAAUCUCUAUUUGCAUUUAUAAUCUAAACGAAUGCCUCCUGUGCUACUUUUGCAAACCUCUGGCACACUGAAAACAUGACGGCCAUGUCGAUGCUGGCUUUGCAUGUAAAACGACUUCUAAUAUGUUUGUUUACACAAUGAGAGUUGUACGUUGUGGUUGAGCUAAAGAAAUUUUAUUGGCACUUUUUUAUGACAUCUUUAAACACUCAAAUUACAUGAUUGGUGCUGCGAACACGGUGUUUGGUUUCGUAUCAUACGUAAUGCGCAGGCAAUUAUGGAGUCCGUUUCUUGAAGUGCAUGUUAAAAGAAGGUAAAUGUGGCGUUUGUCAUGGAGCACUAUUUUCGUUUUAAAACGCUGCCAUGGGCAGGCUGCAGAUAACCACUUUCAGCUGUGGCUUGUGUGUGUUUUACAAUUUCACAAGAGUUUUAGCACACCACGACAGCUGUGCUUUAGUUAGCUUCACUGCAACAUUGAAGUGUAGUGUGGUGAAGUGAGAAGUUCCCUUUUACGCAGUGAAGCGUACUACUCGAAGCCUUUUACAUAUCGAAUUACCAAUAUGUCCACCUGUUUUUCGUAUUCACCUCACAUUCGAUAUAGUACUUAAGUUUGACUGUACUGUUGGACUGGUCGUGGUAUAGACACAGGACUAGUAGCCAUUCAAUUUUUUUAAUAGUCUUUAAAUGGCACCUUGGAAAAUCACUCGCGCUCCUGCUAUUGUCAGCUGUUAGAUGAAGCCUACUACUUUUCUUCACAGUACGUAGGUUGAAGGCACCAACAAAAGGACACAGCAUGGUUGCUGAAGUUUCCACAGAGGUCUUCAGUGCAAUGCCAAUGCAAAGGGUAAUGGCUGUUCUUAAUUGUUAUCUCCUAUGAUGUGCCUUAUUUUCAGUCAGCAGUUCUUUUUCCCCAUUUUAACGUUCAUGCGCACUUUCUGCAUCCACUUGUAUUCUAAAUAAGAACCUUCUCAUGGAGGUUGCUCGAUAUCUAUAGCAUAUGUAACUGUUUCUUAUGCUACCCAUAAUCUUGUGACUAUAUUUAAUAAACCAGCAUCUACAGUAUUCAUUCUUUUCAUGAAUCGUUUGCAUUUAUGUAAUCUAGUUGUAUUUAUUUUGUACUGUAUCUCUAAAAUGUGUUCAUGUUCAACUCAAGGUGCCAUGACAGUGCCAAGUGUUCGGGGGCGACGAUUGUUACAUUUGUGGGUGUGACUGUUACUAUGUGUACUUGUUGUGCUGUUCAGAAUUGGAACUAAUGAAAAAAAUAAAGCAUAGUGGGCUUAAG
Rhipicephalus microplus (southern cattle tick) is the source of this 3568-nucleotide messenger RNA. It is a transcript of the gene Ts, whose product is annotated as Thymidylate synthase. Gene Ontology annotation, cellular component: cytosol; mitochondrion. Gene Ontology annotation, biological process: dTMP biosynthetic process. The record is from RefSeq and is a predicted model, not a curated record. Gene Ontology annotation, molecular function: thymidylate synthase activity. Lineage: Eukaryota; Metazoa; Arthropoda; Arachnida; Ixodida; Ixodidae.